AUGGCAGAAAUGCAGAUACAUCAUCAAGAAGACCAUAAUCCUAACCCUAAUCCUAACCCUACCCAUUACACACAGUACCGUUUCCCUGGCAAAGUUCCCCACCAACAAGUCCAUAACAUGGACAAAGCUACACCUUCUCGCUUCAAACCCAAUGCACCCAAACGUGAACACUGCAUUUGCAUCACCGUUUUCCUUCUCUUACUUGGCAUCAUACUCCUCAUCCUGUGGCUAGCCUACCACCCUUCCAAGCCACGUUUCACGGUGGCCAGUGCCGCUGUCUACGGCCUCAACGCCACCACGCCGCCACUCAUAUCCAUCUCCAUGCAAUUGAACAUCAUCAUAAGGAACCCUAACAGGCGUGUCUCCAUUUACUUUGACAGACUCUCAGCCUAUGUUUCCUACCGAAACCAACCCAUCACGCCGCAUGUCAUGCUUCCCCCACUCUACCUGGAGAAGCACAGCGCCGUGUCCCUGUCGCCGGAGAUUGGAGGCGUGCCUGUGCCCGUCUCGGAAGAGGUCACGAAUGGAUUUGCCAUGGACGAGGCUUAUGGGGUGGUGGGUGUGAAACUUGUGUUCUAUGGAAGGUUGAGGUGGAAAGCUGGUGACAUAAACUCAGCACAUUAUGGAUUGUAUGUGAAGUGUGAUGUGUUGAUGGGUUUGAGGAAAGGUUUUGUGGGUCAGGUUCCUCUCCUUGGAGCUCCAGUUUGCGACGUCAAUACGUGA
This is a messenger RNA of Sphenostylis stenocarpa, 723 nucleotides long. The record is from the annotation of a GenBank genome assembly. NCBI's taxonomy places the organism in Eukaryota, Viridiplantae, Streptophyta, Magnoliopsida, Fabales, Fabaceae.